CGCAGAACUACCUCUCACACCGUCACAGCUCAGCUCACUCCAUUCUCGCCACCAUGGCAUCCCAAGCUGCCUCAAUCCGCGCCCGUCUAGUGCGUCUGACAAAGACAUGGCCCGUAGACCCCCUGCGACCCAAUCUCUCCUUUGCCGGCGCAAUUGACAAGAACAUGGUGCAGCGAGUCAACUUCGAGACUCUAAGUCCAGAAGGGAUCAAGUAUGCGCAGAGGGCUGUGGAUAGUUUAGAGGGUAUCCGAGUAGGGAGGGAGAGUGUUGAGCACCCGACAGCGCAAAGCAUCCUCCGCCCCAAGUCCGAUCCAGAGUACUAUGCCCGUAUUCGUCGCGCAGUGGAGAAGGUUUCAAAGGGAGAGAAGUUGACCCUGACGUUCGCACAGAGGAUGAGGGUCUUCUUCGGGGGCAAGCCAUAGAGUCGGGAGGGAUAGUGGGCUAUGGUGGAGAGGUAGAAACGAGGAAAUGUGAAGGGCGCUAGGACAAGCGAGUCGGAUAGACUCUGUAUUUUUACUGAGAUUAUGAGAGUAAGAAAGAUAUCAAGAGCAUCACCAGUCUCGUC
Molecule: messenger RNA, 565 nt
Organism: Microstroma glucosiphilum
Lineage: Eukaryota; Fungi; Basidiomycota; Exobasidiomycetes; Microstromatales; Microstromataceae
Exons: 2
Coding region: 54-422 (122 amino acids)
Biological process (GO): mitochondrial respiratory chain complex III assembly
Source: RefSeq, a predicted model, not a curated record